AUAGUUUCUUUGGUUUAGUUCGUUCCGGAACAACACAAUCAAAAGACAAACAAUAACAUUUUACGUAACUUUUGCAUUAUUAUUUAUGCAAAUUAUAGAGUUAUUGAAUCUGAAUUGAAGAAUUUUAAGAAAUAAAAUAUGGUCAAAAGUAAAUUAGACAGCAUUUACAGAAGAAUGCUGAUAACACGUUUUUUUGAAAGAGGAUGGGGGAAGCCUGAAAACUUACAAAGACUUUUCCAGUUUCGAAAAAUUAUAUCACAAAGAAGUACGUGCUUCCCCCUGGUCCCAAAAGAUUAUCCAGUAGAGAUAGUAAAAGAAGAAAAAAGUCCUGAUUGCAUUAUUUUGGAAGGAAAAUUUUUGACACCACUCGAAUUACACUUGCCUGGAAUAGUUCCUAAAGCGGCUCAAGACGCUCAUUUUCAAGUAGUAUUGCCCAACAAAUGGAAUGGGAAGACAAAGCCAAUGUGCAUUCAUUUGGCUGGAACCGGAGAUCAUUUUUUCUGGAGGCGAAGAAAUCUAAUUGCCAAACCACUUCUGAAAGAGGCCAACAUUGGAGCAAUUAUAUUAGAAAACCCUUUUUACGGCACAAGAAAACCUGACAAUCAAGUACGGUCAAACCUGCACAAUGUUUCAGACAUAUUUGUUAUGGGUGGCUGCUUGGUUCUAGAAUGUCUGGUGUUACUACACUGGUGCGAAAGAAAUGGAUUCGGCCCACUUGGUAUUACAGGCUUGUCUAUGGGUGGUCAUAUGGCAUCAUUAGCUGCUACAAAUUGGCCAAAACCACUUGUACUUGUUCCAUGCCUUUCUUGGUCUACCGCAUCAACAGUUUUUACAACGGGAGUGAUGAGCCAGUCUAUUAAUUGGGACAUGUUGGAAAUGCAGUACUACUCUGAUGGAAAAUACCGUGAAAGGCUGUCGAAAAUGGUCACAGUUAUUGAUGAUGCUUUUACAGCAGGACAAACAUUCAUUAAGAAUUUUAACCAAUCUCUAAUUGAAUUAAAGAAAGACAUUACGUAUACAAAAAUGAUGCAGAGGGGCAAAAUUUCUGGAAUUGAAGGUAACUUGGAAAAAAAUUCUGAUGAUAGUAACUCUCUUACAAUGUUGAUGGAACUGAUACUUCCCAAGCCAAGCUCGGAAGAAAAAAUCGAUAUAACCAAAAUUAAUUGGUGGGAGCGGGAGGCAUUGCAAUUUAUGAGAGGAAUGAUGGAUGAAUGUACGCAUUUGAAGAAUUUUUCCGUCCCAAAAGAAACGUCAUUAAUAAUUGCCGUCUGUGCAAAGGACGAUGCCUACGUACCAAGAGACGGAUGUACAAGUUUAGAAGAAAUAUGGCCAGGUGCUGAAAUAAGAUAUUUAGACGCUGGUCAUGUCAGUGCUUAUGUUCUUCAUCAAAAGUUAUUCAGAUAUUUCCUGGUGGAUUCUGGAAUGAUGAACAAGGCGAAUCACCCAUCUGUCCUAAACUUAUUGAUAUAGUGCAAUUUGAUAGAAAAUCUGAAACCCUUUACCUGGUAUGCAGACAACAUAUUGUUCACUACUAUUCCAUAAUUUUCACUUUUUUGUUUACGAGAAAAUUUUCCCAUACUAAAAUAAAACCAUUCCAUGCAUUUUUUCUUUCGGAUUCAAUCAUCCAGUCUUUCUGAAUAUAGUGUUUGGAAAAAGUAAAUGAAA
This is a messenger RNA of Musca domestica (house fly), 1665 nucleotides long. RefSeq names its product protein ABHD18. The coding region runs from base 139 to 1470 and encodes 443 amino acids. NCBI's taxonomy places the organism in Eukaryota, Metazoa, Arthropoda, Insecta, Diptera, Muscidae. The record is from RefSeq and is a predicted model, not a curated record. The transcript has 7 exons.